UUCCUCCCCCUCCUCCUCCUCCUUCUGCUUUCUGAACAUGGUUAGCAGCCUCGUGUCUUCCUCUCUAAAACAAAUGCUCCUAAACUUGAAGUCCAAACUUCCCAUUCUGUUCGGCUGGACAGUGCGCCACUCCAAAUCCACGUUGUGUUUAUCGGCAUUUAGCACUAAUGUUCAAGCUGUGUGCUAAAAGCUACAGUUUCGCCUCAACUCCUGCGCCUCAAUUGGCUGAGAAGGGUCAGCUGACACUGUCAUAUUGUCUCUCACCGAGCCAAGCCUCGGCUAUAACACUCGGGUUUGUGCGUCUUAACCGAAGAUUGGAAAUUAAUAAUAUUCAAUCGUCAAAGUAGCUCAAGUCCACUUAGGACGGCAGAAAGUCGAGGAAAAAAAACAGAAGAUCCCGGAGAAAGGUGGAGUUGGUUGACACAGACGGGAGGAGAUUGAAAAGAGACCGAUAAAGAAGUGGGGAGAGUUGGAGAGAGGGUUUCCAAAGCAAGGCAUGAAUUCUUAUUUUGCAAACCCGUCGCUUUCGUGCCAUUUAUCCGGUGGCCAAGACGUCUUGCCUAACGUCCCCUUAAACUCUACCACCUAUGACACAGUCAGACAUUUUUCGUCGUACGGCGCAGCUGUGACCCAGAAUCGGAUAUAUGCACCUUUCUACUCCCCUCAAGAUAAUGUGGUUUUCGGCUCCAGCAGGGCACAGUAUGAGUAUGGAUCAAACGUGUUUCUUCAGGACAAGGAGGUGCUGCCCAGCUGCAGGCAAACGAACAUGGGACUCAACACACAAAGCCACAUUGCUCAAGAAUACAGUCUGGAUCAAGGAAGAGCAGGAACUCAGGAGCAGAAAAGUAACAUCCCGAUCUACCCGUGGAUGCAGCGAAUGAACUCACACAGCGCAGGAGUGGGCUACGGGACGGACAGGCGCAGAGGACGUCAAAUCUACUCCCGCUACCAAACGCUAGAGCUGGAGAAGGAGUUCCACUUCAACCGCUACCUGACCCGGCGCAGGCGCAUCGAAAUCGCCAACGCGCUGUGCCUGACGGAGCGGCAGAUCAAAAUCUGGUUUCAGAACCGCCGCAUGAAGUGGAAGAAGGAGAGCAACCUGACCUCCACGGUGACUGGAAGUGAACAGACAGGAGCCUCGCAGGAGAACGAGCGCAGUGGCGCAACGGAAGAAGGGAAGGAGGAUGACAAGAAGAAAGAAUAGUUCAAAAGAAAUGGGAAAGAGGGAGAAAAUCACCCACUGACCAUUUGAAUCCAACAUAACUACCUAAAAAAGAAAAACUACCUAAAAAUGUAUGGACUUGAGAGCGACUUCACUGCAUGAUGGCUUCCCCGCUGCUCUUUAUCUCCUGUUGACCACAGGAGUGUGGAGCCACAUAUUCAAAUAAUACAGUUUGGUCCUUGUGACAUUUGGAACAUUGAGCUUUUAUAUAUAUAUGUAUAGUUAUUAUUAUUAUUAUUAAUAAUAUUAUUAUGGAAGUUUCUUCAUUCCUACCAUAAAGAUCUGUUUUCCGUCAGUUUCCGUCCCUGGAAAUCUGUGUAUUUAUCCCCCACACCACAUUCAUCACUGUGAACUCUUUGAUCACCUCACUAAAUAUAGUGUUGGCUUAACUUAGCUCAUUAUAGUACAUGCACAUUCCACGGCAUUAAGGAAAAAGAGCGGGCGGACACUUUUUGAGUGUUGACCAGUACUUGAAUCUCCGCAGAUAUAAGUGCCCUGCUUUGACUAUGAAGUUGCACGGAUCGCGUCCAGUCCUCACACAAUCACAACUGAAAUGCCUGUAUAUAAGAAAUGCAACAUUGUGUAAGUCCCCCCCAAAUAUCCGCACAUUUACUCGAUUUUGUUAGGCGCUGCGUAAAAAAGAAAAUAGCGCCUUUAAUCACCUCUCCCCCCCCCUUUUUUAAAAAAAAAUAAUAAUAAUUUGACACCAUAAGGUUUUCAUGUGAGAAACAUUUGUACACUUGCAAUUCUUCACUUUUGUUUGAGAGAUAUGUAUUUGUGUUUUGUCAUAGUUGUGUAUCAUUAAAUAAAAUCUUUG
Messenger RNA from Oryzias melastigma (Indian medaka), 2039 nucleotides. RefSeq names its product homeobox C6a (gene hoxc6a). Lineage: Eukaryota; Metazoa; Chordata; Actinopteri; Beloniformes; Adrianichthyidae. Gene Ontology annotation, biological process: regulation of transcription by RNA polymerase II; anterior/posterior pattern specification. Gene Ontology annotation, cellular component: nucleus. Gene Ontology annotation, molecular function: RNA polymerase II cis-regulatory region sequence-specific DNA binding; DNA-binding transcription factor activity, RNA polymerase II-specific. The coding region runs from base 497 to 1204 and encodes 235 amino acids. The transcript has 2 exons. The record is from RefSeq and is a predicted model, not a curated record.